AAUUUCUCCAUCGCCCUCUCCUAUCUAUUACUUCUGCAUAAACCCUCCACAUUUAUGAUAAAACUUCAACAACUUCUCUCUCUCUCUCUCUCUAAAUUUGCAAUUAGAGAAAAUGGAGAAGACGGCGAAUUCGACGACGAGUCUUAUCCGGACGAAAUCGGACCAGCUGGUGGAGACGAUCGCGGCGGCGCUGGGCGCGAUGAAGUCUCCGGCGUCGUCUGGCGACGCGGCGGCCAACAGCAGCGGUAAUUUGUCGCGGAUAUCGAGCCGGCGGCUGACGGAGGCGUCGCCGGGGAGGAACACGCACAUUCGGAAGUCGAGGAGCGCUCAGCUGAAAUUCGACGUCGAAGAUUUGAGCGGCGGCGCCGCCUUGAGCCUCGCCUCCAGCGCUAGCCUAGGCUUUUCGUUUAGCGGAUUUGCUAGCUUCACUGUUCCCGCCGAUGAUUUCGCCGAUUCGAAGCCGUUUAGCGAUGACGAGAUCGAUUAUGAAAAGGGUGGUUGAAGACUAAAAGCAAGGCCUCUUCAUGUGAUAUUCUCUCUCUAGAUACAUAUGCAUGCAUGUGUAAAAAUAGAUGCGAGGUUAUAAGGGGCGGAUGCAGAAAAAUAUAUUGUUCGGGAUUUAUUGAGUCUAUUUUCCUAUAGUCGAAUACUGUAUGUUUAUUAAAAAUAAUAAUAUAUUGUACAAAAAAAUCAAGCCAAUAAUAUUAAUACUAAUAAUACGGCCCAUGAGAGUUGAUGUGUUUCUUUGGACAUAGAAUUAAAGAAUAAAUAUUUAGUGAAUUAAAUGAAGUGGGAAUUAAGGAGAUAAUGAGACGACUGGAAAAGGAAUUCGAUUCGCUGGAACGAGGGAGUAAAUUUUAAAACUAAAAACUCUUUGUUUUUUCUCGAAUUUCAGUUCUUCUUGGUUCUCCAACCUUUGACAAUUGGUCUUCAUCUACGUUACUUUAGUAAGGACUACAAAAGAUUUUGGAUAAUUUAGACAAAAUUAACAAUGAAAAAGAGCAAAAAUUAUAUGGUACCAUAUUCCAAAGUAGAUGAAAACACAUGCAUGAAUCGUGAAUCUAGCCAAACCACUUGAUCACGUUAAAUUUAAUUUUUUUAGAGUCACAAGAACUUGCAUGAAAAUGAAAAUAUUUUAUUCUGUCACCCCACACCAAAUUUCGGCAGUUUCGAUGAUUCUAAAUGACAUUUUAUCUUCAAAUUUAUAUCACUUUCUGCAAAUAAGUCAUGAAAGACGAUGAUGGGAGGAAAAUUCUAAAUGAUGAAACAUGUAUGUUCGUUUGAUAAAAGGUGAUAUAUAGACUAUAGUAGACCAGCAGUCCUAGUCAGAGUGUGUGUGUGUGUGUGUGUGUGACAAUUAUUUUAGAAGAAGCUCAGAUUUUGAUUAUGAAAUUCAAGAAAAUUAGGUAAUUGAGAUUUGGGUGCGGGACACAAAAUUCUCCACCAAAAGAAAUAAUUGUAGCUCAUCCUAUUUAUCUCACUACAAUUGUAAGGUCAAGAAUAGUUUGGCGACAUAAUGGGGUCCCUUUGCUUUGCCAAGGACAUUCGUACAUUUUCAUCUUAGGGAUUCAUGAUUAAAUUAAAAUCUUCUUCCUUUAAAUCAUUUACGUCAAACUUAAACCCAUUCUGAGUAUUUAUCAUGUUAGAAAAUGAUUUUACUCCAACCAAUUAUAUGAAAUAAAUUCUACAUUAUUUCUUAGUAUAUGGCUCGUAAAUUUGCAGUAGCUACAAUAUAAACUGAUAUUUGGUGUUAUUCCAUAGAAAAAGCAAAAAUAAAUUUGGAUUUACAGUUAUAUUGUAAAAGUUUUCUACACCAAAAUGAGAUUUAGUUAUAACUGUAGAUGAUCUAAGUAGAUCGGCUCUUUCAAAGGUAACGAGCUGUGAAUCAUUAAUUUUGUCCAAAACUACCAAAAAAUAAGUAUAAAAGUGGAAAACCAGCUAAAGAUCGACAGUUUUUAGCCGAAACCGUUAAAAUUCCUUCCACUAGGACAUCCCAAAAACACCUCCUGCCACGUCACUAGGACUUCCCAUCCCACUGCCACGUCACUAGGACAU
Molecule: messenger RNA, 2055 nt
Organism: Salvia splendens (bonfire salvia)
Lineage: Eukaryota; Viridiplantae; Streptophyta; Magnoliopsida; Lamiales; Lamiaceae
Product: ABC transporter G family member 22-like
Exons: 3
Coding region: 113-502 (129 amino acids)
Source: RefSeq, a predicted model, not a curated record